UGCGCUUCCGUUUGUCCUUGUGUUACAUCCAGGAGACUCAGACCCUGAGCAUGCGUGGACAUUAAUCAACGAUGCGAAUGUACAAUGUUCAUGGCCUUGGAACAUUAAGCAAACAGUUUUGCCUAUCACACUUUUCCGACUACUCCGAUUUCUUUAGCAGCACCACUUGCUGUCUUGCACGUUUAGAACAACCGUCUUUAUCGUUGCAAGCCUAUCGUUCCAUCAUAAACUUGUAAUGCUCUGUUACGUGAACCAACCUUAAAUCGUGCAGUUGUCCGUAGAAAAAAGCCCUCGAAGAUUGUGCCAACCAAAAACGGCACAACUCGCGCUGUUUUUGCCGGGGCAGGGAAAAUGCGCGGCAAAAUGUAUCCGUUCAUUUAUUUCUUUGCGUCUUGCAUGGUAAAUGGCCAAUAACGGUACACCGGCGGAGUGUGACGAUUUUGCCGGCGGAUCAAACGGUCAAGGUUCAGCCGGUUGGGCCAGCGUCCCAAAGUCCCUCCCUCCUGCAGCCAAUCAGCAGCCAGGUGCGAUGUAUAAUACCGACCGGCGCCGAUACGUGUGUGUGAUGUGUGCCCGUCCUUAACCACAGCUGAUUUAUACCUUCGUCGGCCAGCAUAAUCGCCUUACUACUUCCAAUCUUUCUCUUUCCGCUGCAAUUACAUUUCUGCACUUUUUCCUUCGUGUGCGUGAGUGUGUUUGUGCGAUCUCUUAGAACGUCUUUCCUUCGAACGUUGAGCGUACCCCCCGACAGCAGCAAGUGUCCACUGCAUAAAUUAAUUAAUCUCUAAAGUCGUUUAUAUUCCCAGCGCAGCAGACCAUCUUUCCUCUCAUCAGUUUGACUCCCAUAUUUAUGACCGUUUUGAUGAACAUAUUUGUUAGCGUCUCUUCGCUUCCCCGGUAUUUUGUCCAGCGCCACCGCCGUUUGCCGAUGAUGACCUUAUACCGUUUGCCGUAAAUAAAAGAAAAAACCGCAUCCCAUUGCAAAAAUGAACUGCCGUGUGGUAACUCAGCAAUCUUUCGUUAUCUAUAUUUUUUUUCUGGCUUGCCUGCGCAGUGUCCUGCCCUGCCGGACAUGCAGUAAUGCUCAUUUUGAUGAUAAAGAACUGGAACGCAAACGCAUCGAAGUGGUCAAACAGCGUAUUCUCAACAAACUCAGACUAGACAGACCGCCCAAUGUUGUCAAUUCGCGACGUCAACUGCCAAGAAAACUGCCUAAUGACGUGAUGAUGUCCAUGUAUGCCGAUGAAGCCAGUCCUGUGGAGGAGGAUUAUGGAAUGGAAGAGUUUUACGCAAAAGAAGGUCCAACGAUGAUUUUUGCCGAUCCAGGAGUUACAAAAUGCCUGGGAAAAGGAGGAUCAUCGGUCUCAUGUCUAACAUUCACAAUGCCGCAAAUAUUAUAUAAAAAGUCCGUACAUUCGGCGGAACUUUACGUGCACGUGAAGUAUCCCGGAAGCAAGCACGUUUUUGGGAUAAAAGACCGAACAAACGACCAGGACUACGGUCUGGGCGUUUACAAUCUGGACGCUUCAAAAGAAGGAUGGCAGUCGGUACACGUAAAGGACAUGGUGGCACGCUGGAUCAUCCGGCCAUCACGUGUUGCCCCCAACCCCAACACAAAUGUGGUGCAGGUUUCCUGCGACAACUGCCACAGCGACAUUCAUACACUCAUAUCCGCCGAUGGCGACUAUGUGCCCUUUCUCGUCAUCAAUACCGAAAAUAAGAAGUCUCAUCGGAAUCGACGGGGUAUCCAGUGCCAACAAGGAUCCCUUCACUGCUGCCGCGAAAGUUUAUACAUCAAUUUUACCGAUAUCGGAUGGGAUAGCUGGAUCUUGGAGCCACGGGGCUAUAUGGCUAACUACUGCAAAGGCCAGUGCGGUGGCUCCGGGGUCAUCAAUUUGCCGACAUUUGCACACACGGCUGUCGUCCAGAGCCAUUCAGACAAUUUAGCCACGAAAGCCCGCGUAGAUCCACCAACCAGUUGCUGUGCGCCUACUCGAAUGUCCGGUCUUUCGCUAUUGUUUUACGAUGGUGAUGGAGCAGUACACAAAAGCAUCUUACCGAACAUGUCCGUUGAAUCGUGCGGGUGUGCAUAAAUGAUACCAAAUUGAUCUCUCCAAAUUACGUUUAAACGCUACUUGUAAUCCCUUCUCUGAAUACGGAUCCCAUGGAUUCUUUAUACCAACAAACACAUCUGGGAUUCAUCGUACUUCUUCCCUGUUGGACUUCCUGUUUAACUCCAGCCAUCCAUCCCCACUGACCUUUCAAAGUGUAUCGUGACCACAUCGUGUACCUAUGCUACCGUGGCUGGAUGUGUGUAAUGAUAUAAAUGGACAAUUCCUACGGUGCAAUCAGCUCUUACAACCAGCUGAAGCAGAUUAAUGGGGCUCAUAUAGAAAUCACCAGUUGAGCUUCUUCCAGUAUCAGAAUGACGUGUUUUUAAAUAACUGUAUGGUCGGUUUCCGGUGAUUUAUCAUCCAGUCUGAAUUUGCUGUCAUCGAUUAUUGCCGCUCACCGCGCCAGUCCCAGUAAAUUCUCAUCUGGAAUUUGCUGCUCUCGCCUGCUCAGACACAGUCAUGGUCGACUCUUCCGACCGACUGUAAGUGUGUGAUGUUAAUGACCUUUCCUUCCUUUUUUUGCGGAUAACCGGCGUGCUCCCGCUGCAGCGGUUUGUUGAUUACCAAAGCAUUCCGUUGCAGUACACGCAAAGCCGAUCUCAUUUUCUUCUUCUACUGUGCUCUUAUACAUGGAACGACAAGGCUGCGCUUCUCCUAAUCCGACGUUGCGGUCUGCUAUAUAAAUAUAUACAUAAUUGUUUAUGUAUGGAUUGUGGUUUUUGGGUUAUUAUAAUUUUUCGUAUCCUGAUCGGUGUUCUCGGCUUUUUUCUUCUUCUCAGUUGUGAUUCGACUGCUGACCGUGUUUUUUGUUUGACCAAGGAUGCAUUUAUGA
Messenger RNA from Paramacrobiotus metropolitanus, 2946 nucleotides. Its product is annotated as inhibin beta C chain-like. Gene Ontology annotation, biological process: SMAD protein signal transduction. The record is from RefSeq and is a predicted model, not a curated record. Gene Ontology annotation, molecular function: growth factor activity; cytokine activity. Lineage: Eukaryota; Metazoa; Tardigrada; Eutardigrada; Parachela; Macrobiotidae. Bases 987 to 2093 code for a protein of 368 amino acids. The transcript is spliced from 8 exons. Gene Ontology annotation, cellular component: extracellular region.